AUGCCUAUGACCUUCUCUAGGGAUGAUCAGUGGGUACAUAUUCCAGAUCCAGAGUCCUACCCGCUGGUGGUCUGCCCGACCAUAGAUCGGGCUCUUCUCCCCAAAGUGCUAAUUGACUGCAGCAGCGGGCUUAACAUCAUAUUCACCGAAACCCUGAAGCGCAUGGACUUCAAUUUCGACCGCUUCCAACCCUGUGAAGACCACUUCUACGGUAUCAUGCCCGGCAAUGGAUCCUAUCCUAUCGGCUGUGUUAUUUUGCUAGUUACCUUUGGCACGCCCAACAACUACCGUAUGGAGCACCUCACCUUCGAGGUGACCAACUUCAAAACUUCCUACCAUGCCAUCUUUAGCAGACCCAUGCUCGCAAGGUUCAUGGCGAUUCCAUAUCACACCUACCUUGUCCUCAAGAUGCCAGCUCCAAACGGUGUCCUUUCCAGCUACGGUGACGUUGAGACAUCAUACAAGUGCGACACGGAGGCGGUACAGCUCGCUGAAGCCCUGGAGUACUCGGCCAAAGCCAUCGCCAUGCUUGCCGAGGCCCAGAAGGUGGACUAG
Messenger RNA from Setaria italica (foxtail millet), 555 nucleotides. RefSeq lists its product as uncharacterized. The transcript has a single exon. Lineage: Eukaryota; Viridiplantae; Streptophyta; Magnoliopsida; Poales; Poaceae. Bases 1 to 555 code for a protein of 184 amino acids. The record is from RefSeq and is a predicted model, not a curated record.